AUGGACGAGAUCGCAGGAGAAGCCGGAGCCGGGCAGGCGGCACCACCACCACCACCAGCCCAGCACGUGUGCCCGUCGACGAAACCAAACCCCGAGUUGCCGCCCAGCAUGGCAUCCCGCCAGAAGCAGACGUUUGACGAAAUCAUGGCGGACCUCAACAGGUCGCCGCUGUUCAUGACCGACAUGGAGGAGAACGACGACAUCGCGGCCCUCCAGGCGCUCAACUACGAGGGCACGCCGCUCGAGAACGGGGCCGACUUCAAGGUCCGCGGAAACGAGUGCUUCAAGGUCCGCGGCUACGUGGACGCGAGGGAGUUCUACACAAAGGGCAUCCAGAUCCUGUCGGCGGAGGAGCGCAGACGGGCGGCGCACGGCGAGCCCCCGGGCACAAGGAGCCCGUCGGCCGACGGCGCCGACGAGGCCGCCGCGCAGAGGGAGGUCCUCGAGGCGCUGUACGUGAACCGCGCCGCGUGCCACCUGGAGCUGGGGAACUACAGGAGCUGCUGGGGCGACUGCGCGGCCGCGCUGCGCCUGAACCCGCGCAACGUCAAGGCGUGCUACAGGAGCGCGAGGGCCCUCCUGGCGGUCGGCCGCGUCGCCGAGGCCGACGACGUCUGCGCGCGCGGGCUGUCCCUGGACCCGGACAACAGGGGCCUCCGGGAGGUGGCUGGCGUCGUUGCCGAGCGCGCCCGCGAGGCGGACGCCAGGGCGAAAGGGGACGCCGAGAGGGCGGCGCUCCGAGGGCGGCGCGGGAUGCUGCUCCGGGCGGCCCUCGGGGCGAGGGGCAUCCGGACGCGGACGACGGCCCGGCCGCCGGACAUGGGCGACGCCAAGGUCGAGCUUGUGCCGGACCCGGAUGACCCGCGGAGCAGCCUCGCGUUCCCGACGGUGCUGCUGUAUCCCGAGCACCUCGAGUCGGACUUUAUCAAGGCCUUUGACGAGACGCAGACGCUCGGGGACCACCUGUCGUACGUCUUGCCGCUGCCGUGGGACAGGGAGGGCGUGUACACCGCCGCCGGCGUGUCCUGCUACGUCGAGACCGUGGGAGGGGGCGUGCUCAAGAUGGGGAAGCGGGUGCCGCUGCUCAAGGUGCUGGGCACGGGGAAAGUCGAGGUGGUGGAUGGGCUUGUCAGGAUCUUUGUGCUGCCCAACGACAAGGCGGAUGCGUGGGUGAGGAAGUUUAAGGAGCAGAAGGCGGCCGAGAUGAGCAAGGCCGGUGGUGCUUCACCGUGA
Molecule: messenger RNA, 1233 nt
Organism: Metarhizium album ARSEF 1941
Lineage: Eukaryota; Fungi; Ascomycota; Sordariomycetes; Hypocreales; Clavicipitaceae
Product: Tetratricopeptide-like helical
Exons: 1
Coding region: 1-1233 (410 amino acids)
Biological process (GO): protein folding
Molecular function (GO): Hsp90 protein binding
Source: RefSeq, a predicted model, not a curated record